GGGAAAUUUUGAUUUAAUGUUACUGAUUCAAAACAGCAUAAAAAUAUAUUCUUCUACUUGUUGUGUCUAAUCUCAAAAGUCUAAUUCAUCUAGACAUCUUCCAAGAGGAUUUUUUCUCAUGUAGUUUGUAUACAGAUAUGUUUCUGUUUCUCUGUAAAUGAUCAAAAACCAUAAUCUCUCCACUUUCCCCUCUCAUUGUAAAUACUAAUAUCAUUAUAUUAUCUUCUAUCUAUCAGCAAAUCAUGAGUAGAGAAGCACCGCAUAAAUCCAUGGGAUUUUUCGGCAUGUACAUGGAUGCCUGUAAAAUUACAGUCUUAUGGAAAAAAUUAUUCUCACAGAUUGUUUUGGCUACAAUCCUCCCUCUAACUAUCCUUUAUUUGUCUGACAUCCAAAUUUCUAAGUUCAUUCUUGGCAAUACGUUUCAAGACAACAAAAGAACCAAAUGGAUUGCUUUCGGCAUAACCAGAUUCGUCUACUCAAUCCUCAUCCUUAUUUUCUACUUGUUCUCAACUUCUAGUGUAGUGUAUUCAGUUUGUUGUUUCUAUACCUCAAAAGAUCCCAACUUGAAGAGAGUUGUUGGUAUAUUUUCUAAGGUAUGGGGAAGGCUUUUGGUAACAUUCUUGUUGCUUUUCUUCAUCUUGGCAAUAUGCACCACUGUGUAUCUCGGAUUGAUAUUAUUGUUUGUGGCAAGCUUUCAUGGGCGAAAAGUAUUGGCUUUUAUUAUUUGUCUUACAAUUCCUUACUUCAUUGUGUUUCUUUACAUGACUACUGUUUGGAAUAUAUCUAUGGUAAUCUCAAUACUGGAAAAAGAUUACGGUAGAAAAGCGUUGGUCAAGAGUAUGAGAUUAAUUAAGGGAAAGAUAUGGGUUUCUUCUUUCAUCUUUAUUGCAGUGGAAGUCAUUUUUACGGGUAUGAGUAUUGGAUUCUAUUCGAUGGUGCUUGGGAGAAAAAAACUGAAUUUGGUGGGUAAGAUAUUUGUGGGCAUCAUUUGGUAUCUGUUAUCUGCUUAUUUUCUUCAUUUUUAUCUUGUAAUACAAGCAGUCGUCUAUUUUGUCUGCAAAUCCUACCACAAUGAGGACAUAUCAAACGUUGCUGCACACCUAGAAGUUUCUCAUGAAAGUUUUGUUAGGGGAAAUGAAAGAGUUUAGUUCGUCUCUGUUUGAUGCUCGUUAUUUUUGAUUAACU
Molecule: messenger RNA, 1185 nt
Organism: Papaver somniferum (opium poppy)
Lineage: Eukaryota; Viridiplantae; Streptophyta; Magnoliopsida; Ranunculales; Papaveraceae
Exons: 1
Coding region: 243-1148 (301 amino acids)
Source: RefSeq, a predicted model, not a curated record